Molecule: messenger RNA, 3929 nt
Organism: Solea solea (common sole)
Lineage: Eukaryota; Metazoa; Chordata; Actinopteri; Pleuronectiformes; Soleidae
Gene: ccnd2b
Product: cyclin D2, b
Exons: 5
Coding region: 235-1119 (294 amino acids)
Biological process (GO): mitotic cell cycle phase transition; regulation of cyclin-dependent protein serine/threonine kinase activity; positive regulation of G1/S transition of mitotic cell cycle
Cellular component (GO): cyclin-dependent protein kinase holoenzyme complex; nucleus; cytoplasm
Molecular function (GO): cyclin-dependent protein serine/threonine kinase regulator activity
Source: RefSeq, a predicted model, not a curated record
AAGAAGAAGAAGAAGUGAGCAGAGAGGAGGCAGCAGGAGAGGAGCGAAAACAGUCUCUGCUUCAUGCUUCGUCCGGGCCACUUCUCCUCCUCCUCCUCCUCCUCCUCUUCCUCCUCCUGCUCCUGCUCCUGUCGACAACACUCUGACAGCAUUAAUAUUUUUAAUUAGUGUCAUUUGAGCAUAAAAAGAGGGAGAGAGUGAGAGUGAGAGUGAGAGAGUGAAGGGGCCCGAGUCAUGGAGCUUCUGUGCCUGGAGUCGGACAUAACCGUGAAAGCUCAGCCUGACCCGAAAAUCCUCUUUGAUGACAGAGUGUUGGACAUUCUAUUAACCACCGAGGACAGGUUUUUACCCCCGUGCUCUUAUUUCCAGCGGGUCCAGAAGGAUGUUCGGCCGUUUAUGAGACGAAUGGUCGCUACCUGGAUGCACGAGGUUUGUGAAGAGGAGAAGAGCAAUGAAGACGUCUUCCCAUUAGCCAUUAAUUAUUUGGAUAGAUUUUUAGCAGUGAUGCCCACGAGAAAGAGUUUUUUGCAGCUUCUGGGAGCUGUGUGCAUAUUCCUGGCCUCCAAGUUAAAAGACGGCAGGCCGCUGUCUGCAGAAAAACUCUGCAUGUACACGGACAACUCCAUCACACCACGGGAACUGCUGGACUGGGAACUGGUGGUGUUGGGGAAAUUGAAGUGGAACAUGGCCUCAGUCAUUCCCAAUGAUUUCAUAGAUCACAUCAUUCGCAGGCUCCCCCUUCCCAAAGACAGACUGGCGAUGGUUCGCAAACACACCCUCACAUUCAUCGCCCUCUGUGCCACAGAUGACCGCCUCGCCAUGAACCCUCCUUCCAUGAUCGCCACAGGCAGCAUGGGAGCUGCUGUGUGCGGCCUCCAGCUGGACCAGGCUGACCAGAGGCUGACCAGAGACAACCUGACCGACCUGCUGGCCAAGAUCACCAACACAGAGGUGGAUUGUUUGAGGGCGUGUCAAGAGCAAAUUGAGCGCGUGCUGGCCGCCAGCCUGCAGCAGGGUCAACAGUCCCGACAGGAGACCAGAGUCAGAGCGGGAAACAAGGCCAGGGAGCAGCAGGACCAGUCCAGCACCCCCACAGACGUACGCGACGUCAACUUAUGAACCGCCAAUCACUCGCUCACCGACUGGCAGAACACCACUCAUGAACUAAUGUAAGAGCGAGAGCGAGAGCGAGAGCGAGCUGCCAGUAUCGCCAUGGAAACACUGCAUGAGUGACAGUGAGACAAUCUCUGAACUCUUUAUUAGAAGUUAAGAAAAUGUCUAGUUUUUCUUCUCCUUUUCGCCCCGUUCAUCCUUUCACCUGUGUUUGUACGGGCCACAUGUAAUCAAACAAGCUAUUGAAAAGAAAAGAAAAAAAAGAAAAACUUGAUAGUGCCUGAGGUUUCCCCCCCACGGACGGGACGCCUAAAUAUAUUUUCUUACUUGAAAAAAAAUAAAUAAAUUACAUAAUUAUAUGAAAUAUACUUAUUUCUUUUGAUACAACCUAGUAAAAAAAAUCAAAUAUGAUAAAUAUUGUAUAUUUAGCAAGCAUUUAGUUAAGUUACUCUUUUAUCAUCUUUAGCAAACAAUUAUCAACUCACAGUUUUAUGGGGGGGUGAUUGAAGUGCUGAGAAAUACCGAAAAUGGCAUUUAAGCAAAGCUGAUUGACAGGUGGAGGAGCGCCGCCACUCGCUCCCUGUCAUACUGCGUGCACCCACCCGUCGUACUGCGUGCACCUGUAGCACUGCUUAUUAUUUAUGCUGGAGUGCUGGCCAGGAGUGGGCUGGGCCUGCUCACACAGGAAGGACGUGAGGCCGACGUGUCGAGCAGAAGCUGAUGUCUGAGACGAGACGAGCUCAGUUCAGGUCUUGAUUUCACUGCCGAAGCCACCACGACGUUAAAGGACCGGGGAAGCGCUGUGUCUGUGUGAGUGUGAGUGUGCGUGUGUGUGUGUGUGUGUGUGUGUGUGUGUGCGUGCGCGUGUUUUUGAAUCGUUCCGACGUUUGCGUCGUUGCUCCGACCGUGUUCAGAAGACGAGCAGUUACAAGUGUUUGCUGGUUCAGGGAGCAGUGGUGAUGAUGAUGAUGAUGAUGAUGAUGAUGUCGUGUUACCAGGAAGGAAAAAAGGGGAAGUUUCUGCAGGUUUGAGAUGAAAUGAAUGGAAAGUUUCUUUGUGAGGAGUUUGUUUGGACGACGUGAGCACGUGGAAAAGUGAAGAGGAGACAAAGAUGAGUAAAUGGUGAUGAAGCGUGAGGACGUUAACUUAAGCUAUGUGAUGGUUCUGAUACUUGAGUGACGCGCAGGAGGAGGAGGAGGAGGAGGAGGAGGAGGAGGAGGAGGAAGAACCCCUGACGCCGUCGGCCGGAUCAGUUUGUUUGCGCCGCAGUUUCUCCUGUUAUGGAUAUUAUUACCAUUUAACUUUACAGAGAGUGGGCGACUUCAUACAAUAUUGAUGCACUUUUAAAAACACACUCCUUCAGAUUGGUAAGGGGAUGGUGGUUGAGGAGAGUUCCGUGGGUUGGUAGGGUCAUUUCUUUUCUUUUUUUUUUGUUUAUUUGAGAUUUUCUUUAAGUUAUUUGAUUUUUUUUCUGGGCUGGAUUCCCAUGGGGUAACGCACGUCGUCUUGAAAGCUAUGCUCGACAGGGGAAUAGACGUAGGAUAAUCAGUUUUAGUUCUAAUAGAGUCGUACCUUAGGAAAGACUUAGAUUUCUCUUCUCUCUCUUUUCUUUGUUUGAAUCAGUGCGUUUAUUUACUUGAAAUUUUGUUCAAACUUAGCCAAAACUUUCCAAUAGUUGUCGAAAUGUUAUAAACACAUUGUGUCACAACUAUUGUUCUUUUUCCAUGUUUCUAGUUAACUGUUCUCUGAACUGAAAUAGUAAAAACUGCCAUUUUGUGACUUCUCUCCAUUUUGGAUAUGGGUUUACGAUGAGUGAACGUAUAUAUAUAUAUAUAUGUAUAUAUGUAUACGUUGUUUCCCCCACAGAUCUCCUAUUUGAGAAGAGUUUUGUCUAAAUUGUUUGUGCAUGUUCUGUUGUGCAAAAGCCAAAUGUGUUUGUUUUUUUCCCCUAAAGAAAAGAAAAGAAAAGAAAAGAUGCUUUAAUACAUUCAGACAAAACGUUCAUGCUUUUAUGUUCUGUGUAUAAUUUGUAAAACAUAAUUCCAAAGUGACAAAACCAGAUUAUAUCCAUGAUUCUCUUGCUGCUAUGGAGCUUUUGUUUUUCUUUUCUAGUCUUACACAAAGAUGCCUUAUUGUGAUUCACUCGUGUGCUGCUAUAUUAUGAUUUUUUUGUAAGUGUCUUCUUUUGCUUUUUCUGUUUGUACAUGUCGUGGAGGGAGGGGCGGGACUGGAAGUACUUGUGUUUGCCGAUCUUAUUUGAUUAGCAUGUUUUCAUUUUUUUUUAUUAUUAUUUGUAUCUUUAUAUUCUAUCAUAUUCUUGCUGCUUCUGUGUAAUGUUUGUGUACCUCAGGUUAAAUUUGGACGGAUAGAGCGAGAUCCCAUCUCAUCAUUACCUCAUCACACUUUGUAUCUCACACACACACACUCUGAAUUUGUUUUGACGGGUUUCACUUUUUGAUUUUUCUGUCUGGAUGAGGGGAAGUGUGAUGCUUCUUCUCUUUAAAUCAAGAGGAUUGUCAAACACCAGGUUCCACUGUACAGUUAAAGUGCCUACACUAUAAAAAUAGGUUAUUUCAUCCAUCUGGUGCUAAACAGCCUAUACUGUAUGUUUUAUAUAUGUAUCAGAAAGACAAAAAAAAGUUCUUUUUUUAAUUUCAUUGGCGUGUUUAGAUCAGUUCAUUGGAAUAAAGUGGAAUAUUGUUUAUUUUUGAGGUACCCGUUUAGUCAAAGGUCAAAGAGAAUGUUUUGUGGUUGUGUUUCCAAACUCUUCAGCCCCCCCGGCCCCCCGCCCCCCCCCCCCCAUUGUCCCCUCAUGC